Molecule: messenger RNA, 690 nt
Organism: Acyrthosiphon pisum (pea aphid)
Lineage: Eukaryota; Metazoa; Arthropoda; Insecta; Hemiptera; Aphididae
Exons: 4
Coding region: 1-690 (229 amino acids)
Biological process (GO): sensory perception of taste
Cellular component (GO): membrane
Source: RefSeq, a predicted model, not a curated record
AUGGAUUAUGUAGUUGCGAUAUCUUUGUGUUUCUUCCUUCAAAAUAUAUAUGUCAGAUUCCAAACGGUCAACGAUAUUUGGAAAUGUCUACCUGCUGACUUAGUCCCCGUCUCCGACCAAUGGACACACAUCGAAAUUGUGGUUUUAAUGGAAAACACGCGGUUGUUACACGCUGAACUCUGCGAUUUGUUAAAAAUGUUUUCUCUAGGUUACGGUCCAAUGCUUUUGGGUUUCUUCAUAUUCAGCUUUAUCAAUAUGCUUUUCAGUGUUUAUAUAGUUCUCAACUUUGGUGCAUUAUCCAACUCAAAUUCCAUUACAAGUGUAUUUAAAAACAUACUAGCGAUGUUAAUCUACGUACAAUCUGUCACGUUUUUGAUGUCCAUUAUCACAUUUGUUUCAUUCAUAAACGAGAAGAGAUUGGAGAUGGUAUCAUAUCUACGAUUAUACCGAAUUUCAAAUUUACACCUGGACAUAAAAAGACAAAUUAAAAUGUUUAUGAAUCAAAUAUCAGUUUGCGAUUCGGACCAAAUUUCGGCAUUUGGAUUUUUUAAUAUUAAUUUAAAUCUCGUUACAUCUGUACUUGUAUUAUUGAUUAGUGGAACUACCACGUUGAUACAAAUGAAAGAUCACCCAAUAAUACUGAAACUAAAUAACGACACAUAUUCUUUUUUCCAAAAAUUGAGUGUUUGA